This is a messenger RNA of Pocillopora meandrina, 18879 nucleotides long. Lineage: Eukaryota; Metazoa; Cnidaria; Anthozoa; Scleractinia; Pocilloporidae. The record is from the annotation of a GenBank genome assembly.
AUGACAGGAAAAUGGAAGAAACGUUUUUUGAAAGGCUCCAAUAUGUCUAAAAGUUCCUCAAGUUCGAGUUCUUCCUCUGGUUCCUCAUCAGGUUCGGAGACUGAUGAUAGACAAGACGAUGAACCAUCUCCUGUUUUGAUUCGCGAACCACAGGCAGUCCGGUUAGACUUCUUUCUUUCAAAAUAAUCUAUAUUUUGUUGUAUGAUUGAUCACGAUGUGGAAUUCAAAACAAAGGAGUUGGUUGUAUCGUGAUUUUUUUUCAGAGUGUCGGGAUGGAGUAUCACACAUUCGAACAUAGAAGUCCCAUCUCAGCCUUCAUUUACUACCAGGUAAAAAGGUUCUAAUUGCAGUUGACGCAAAAUUCAAUUCGAAUCGAGACCUGUUUUGUUUUAUUAUUAAUGCUCAGUCACAUUAUUUUGAUAAAUUUUGCACAGAAUGUUUCGAAGUUAGCGUUUGAUUUGUUUUUCCUUUCAUAUACUUUCCACAAUAUACGAGAUACUAUGGAAGGAUAUGUCAACUCAUUAAUAAUUUAAGGAGAGAAAUCGAAACACCGUCGUCAUCAGAGCUGAAUAUGUGUUACUAGCUAAUCUUCAGCCUCUUAAAAUGCUCAUGCCACAUGUUUUUUCAAAGAUAACAGUGAUUCUUCAGUAAGCAAACCUUCUAAAUAAAGAUGAUAAAGAAAUUAUGGUUUCUCGAUUUAUUUUGUAAAUUUUCUUCAUGAAGUCCCCCCAGACCCAAGCCUCGCACAAAGAGAACAGACCAUGCUGAUGGUACCAGCAGCUAUGCAGAUGAAGUGCAACCCCUUCAGACACGCCCCCCUUGGCAGAUGCUGAAGACAAAUGAUGCCCUACCCCCUAGGGCUCUUACUGUAACAUCAGUGUCACAGGCCCAUGAUCUACAGGUAACUAACUAACACUAGAGGCACAUAAUGUUGAGUUUAUGUUCUUUUACUGGGAUCUGUAGUUUUCAAGAAUAAUGUUCUCUUUGAUUAACUUCCCUUUCUUAAGCAAAGUUAUUAUAAAAAUCAACAGGGUUAAACUUUUCUUUUAGGUUACCACAUGUAAUCCCAAGAACAAUUUUGUUUAAAAUUUUAAUUUGGUUUGAAUUUUUUCUUUGUCUUAUUUAUUUGCAAGAAGCCAGAAUCAGAAACAAAAAAUGGAGAUGUAACUUAAAUGUGCUCAUAUCAGAUUGUGUGACAUGUGAUCCAUAUAAAAUUUACAUUAUUUUAAAUAAUCAUCUCAUGAAUAAAAUAUGCUCCUUAACACCUGCUACUUUUGUACCUUGGUUACUAAGCUUGAUGAAUGCUUUAAAAAACCUAUUUUCACUGGAUUAUUCUAGAUAUAAUUAUUUUUGUCUGAAAGUAGAGCACUGAAUCACAGACCAAGAAAAAAAUAACAUUUGAGAGUCAGAUAUAUUUGUUUUCUUGGAUUCUGAGUUAAAAUGUUUAAAGAGAAGUGUCUGGUGUACUCAUCUAAUGAAAGCUUGGAUGAAGAUCAGGUAUAUAAAAAUGAUAACAAUAAACUAAUCUUGUUCAUGACUGAAAACACUUCUGGAAAAUGAUGUAAUCUUUUUGUUUUGAAGAGCAUGUAGAUUAAUUUUGGGCACACUAUUAUUUUUACUCUUUUUUUGCCAGAGUUAAAAUUUUAGAUUGAUCGGACUUUCAACAUGUUAUUUUCAUAUCUACUUUCAAUUUAUGACUUGAAUAGCACACUUUUGCGCAACAUUCUUAUUGAAUAUGCUUUCUGCUUUCUGUUCAUCACAUAAAUGUACAUGUUAUUGAAUUAUAGUUAGUGUAGUCUGCACAGAUCAGAGAAAUUAUUAUUUAGUUAUGGGUCAAGAGGUAACGAUUACUUAAGAGUAUUUUGCUGGAGCGGAUAUAUAACAUUUGCAUCCAGUUAUAAACAGUGAGGUAUCUUUUUCUGUGUAUGGUAUUUAUUUAAUAAAUUAUUCUUUGGGAAAAUAAUUAGAUCUCUCUCUUACCUCUUUUUUUUUAACAAAUUAUAAGCCUUCAAUUACAAAUUUGAUUUUCACUUAAAAUAUUUGCAGUUAGUUAUGAAAAGUCUUGACCCUUUCACUCCUAAUAUCUAACGAGCAUACUGUCCACCUUACAUUCCUCAAAGACUGUUUCUCCUGCAAAUGAUACCCCCCUCAUUCCUGCUGGUAUUAAUUCUCAUCAACUGUCUAGUUACCAGUGUAUUAAUAUUGUUGGGAGAAAUUACUCCCUGGUCACUCUUAGAAGUAAGAGGGUUGAAGGGGUCUUUCCAAUCAGUCACAUAAAUAGGACUGUUUUUUUUCUAUUCACCUAUGUCACAAAGUAAUUGUAGCAAAAGUUUCCUGUGCUAAUUCUUGCAAUCAAUGUCUGAGUAUUUUAAUAAAGUUUUAUUGACUCAAUUUUUGUCAAAUUUUGAUCUGUAGGCUGUGAUUGGAUUGGAAGCAGCCCAUGCCGAGGGCCAGUCUUCAUCUGAUUGGCUGGGAAGACACAGCAUUAAAGCAGAGGCUCUUUCAUUUGAUGAAAUCAUGAAAUGUGGAGUUCCUAUUAAGUUAGUCCAUCCCUUGUUGGCAUGUCUUAAAAAUUUGGUGUUAGUUCAAAAAGGCCAUACCUUUGAUGAUUAUCCAAACCUAAUUUUCAUGAUAUUGUCACAUUUAGACCUCCACUUGGCUCAGAUCCAAGUCAAGUUCACGUGAAGUAUGAUCCUGUCAAGCUGCAAGAUUUUGAAUUUAAAAUUACCAAGUAAGCUGCUUCUUGAGUCAAUGCAAUUUCUUCUUGUCUUUUACGUGUGUGUUAUAAAAAGUGUGUGGAGAAGAAAACUUUACUUAAAUUCCUCUAUGUUCAAUUUGGAAUUGAGGGAGACUUUUCAGUUCCAUGUUGUUGUUACAACUGCCCUGUCUUUUUAUUUUAACCCUAUGCUAUAUAUCUUGGUGAUCUUUGGUAGCUGGUCAUGAUAAAUACUUUUUUCUUAGGUGUCAUAUCUUUACAAGGAGGCAGAGUUACAGUAGUUGUUUGAAGAAAUUUUAACACUCUAUGGAAUUAAACCUAACUGUUUGAUAACAGUUUUGUGCUUUGUGGGUAUAUUACUCAGUUGGAACUAUUAUGAUUGUUAUGCUGAGUAGGCUCUGAAUGUUUUUUUUUCAGUCUGAUACAGCUGUGCCAGCAGAGAAUAAACUGGUUGUUGAAAGGAAGUAGAAGGGUAUGUUUGCUUUACUGAUAAUCUCUUUUGUAUGAUAGUACAAAACUGUAAUGAGAGGUGAGAAACUCCUUGUUUUGAAGGAAUAGUUAUAUUAUGAUGCAGGGAGUCAGAAGGGAGUGAUAUGACAGGACAGCAGUUUGGGAAAAGUGGGAGAGAUAAAAAAACCCUGGUGUAGAUAGGAUAAAGGGCUUAGCAGGAAGGGAUGGUGAAAAGAGAAGAGAUGAUUAUGCAACAAAGGGAGUUUGGUUGUGGUGCUCAGCCCAACAACAAUAUUUUGCUCUAAACAUUACAGCUCUAUGGCAAUUGCAUAUGAUUUUUGAAUGGCACUUUGCAUGGAACUUUUGCAUCAUUCAAUAUACUGAACUCUUGAAAAAGGUUUUUCAAGUAUACUCAGUUAUCCCUGAUUUUUGAAUCAAUUGUUUUCUAAUUUUGCCCAUCCAAGCUUCUCUUUUGGCCUUAUUGGUAGUAUUUGUUUUUAGUUGUAGUUGGUCAUUGCAGUGUGCUAGCAACAUGUAAUUCUCUAACCAGUUGCCUAACUGCAGUGUGGAGAUUCUGUGACCUAUAGCUACUUUGAAUUAGAUGUCAGUAACUAUAUUUCAGAGGGAACAAACUGAACCUGUUCUGACUAGUGAAUGGCUCAACUUUCAGACCAUGAUUAAUCAGUUUUGAUUUCCUUGUACUCAGGCAUUUGGUUUGGUGAAAGGCCAGAAUGUAGCUCUGUUAGUUGAUGCAUCAGACUCAAACUGUGGGUAUGGCAGACUACAGCUUUUUCAAGAAUCUCUUGGGGUAUGACAUUAAUACUUCAUAAACUUCAUGUUAUAAUUACAGUUCUAUGGAAAUUUGAGGCUGAUAAAGCAAUAUGCAAAUGAUCAUUAUCUCUGAUUCUUAAAGGAGCUUAUUGAUGAGCAGUUGGCCAACAAAGAAAGACUAUUCCUGGUAUCAUUUGGAACCCAACCCAAGCCAUUAUGGACAGUGGUCAGGGAUGUGAACUGUCGCAUGUAAGUUGUAGACUUUCAAGUAGGAGAUAAUUUUUAAUAACAAAUUAUUAUCUGUUUAGUAUGAACCAAUAACAAUUUUCCACAGUCUGUUCUCUGAUUACCUCAGAAUUAUUGAACACAAAGAGACCAUGCUAAUUGAAAAGGAUUUUAGAUUUCCUUUAAGGUAGUGCAAUCCAAGAUAUCUUUCAGCUCUUAAUUUAACAUUGCUCUAUCUCUAAUAAUGUUCAUGUGAUUUGAAAACUGUUUUCAGUGUUGAAGAGUCUCAUUGGUGGGCCAACAGUUUACGUCCUCAAGGAGGAUGCAAUGUUCUGUCUGCACUUAAACAGGUCGUCAAGAGAAAAGAGAUAGACUCUAUUGUUCUGGUCUUGGGAAGCUGGUAUGAUCAAAUAUCAUCAUUCAAUGUUGACCUUUGCAGAUUUGGCUGUUAUGAGGUUACAGAUGUAGUUAUGAUGUCAAUUUAUUUUCAAUGAUUUCGCUGUCUUGCAGCCCUGACCAGAAUCCCAAAGUAAUAUGCGAGUAUGUCCGUGAAUCUUUGGCAGGAAGAAACGCUCCUCUACAUACUGUGGCAUAUGACUGCAGCAUCUCAGCAACUAAUGUAAGUACACCCUUAUUAGCAUAAGCACACCAUAAAUUCAUGGGCUUUAGUCAAAGCUGUGCCGUUCAUCAAAUUAUCAUGUGCUUGAAAGCUCUUGUCUCAGAAAUCUGGAAUGCCUAGCUGUUAAAAGUUUUAUAAACACAAAGUAAUAGACCUUGCCUGUGGCAACCAGGCUCUGCUUCUACACUGCCCUCAUAAAUCCCACAAAAUAUGGAAAAUUUAUGCUGAAGUACAAGGGGCACAUUACCUGUUUUUUUGAUCUUUUAAAUUUGUGGCAAGAUUGGUUGACAUGUUUAAAAAUAAAUUUUUACAACUCAUCUCAUCACACCCCUUCCUUGUAAUGAUUGAUAACAGAGGGUGACUCUAGCACAACAUUAUUGAGGUGUAAAGUGACAGUAUUUGCAAUCUGAAGGAGGAUUUGUCCAAAAAAAUUUAUUACACAUGUUGAAUGAGAAAUUCUCUUCUAGGAAAAUAUUAACCAUAAUUAUCUUUUCAGAUGUUUCUUCAGGAGCUUGCUGAACAGACAGGAGGGAGAUAUCACUGUUAUGUCUCAACAAGUGAUGUGAGUCGGUGUAUAAAGGACUAUGUUAUGCUAAGGGCUGUAAUCAUUGUUAUUAAGUCAAAUAAAACAAAGAAUGUAACGGGCCAUUUUUUGUUUUAUCAAAUUUCUACCAAUUUUCAACAUGUGUUGAUCCAUUUCAGGAACAAAUUAUGACUGGAACUGAUCUCAGUUUAAUAGCUGAUGAAAUGAAGAAGGCUCAGGAAAUCUUGAAGAAGAUCCAUGAGAUGAAAAAUGGAGUCAUUGGUGAUAAAAAAAUUGUCAUGCACACAGGUGUUGGCACUACUGUGAGCACUGUAAGUAUUAAAGGUGACAUUUUAUCUGGAUAACAGGAUAAAAUUUUGUAGUGCUUUGAAAACCACCAGUAUUUCCAACAUGCAGUGUUGACUUUCUACUUUGUCUCUGUCAAGGUUCAGCAAGGUCUGGAACUUAUGAGGAUACCACCUGAAGAGGGUGAGAUACUGAAAACCGACAGCUCUCCACUUGUAGUUGAACACCCCUCAUUUCCAGCCCGGACAUCAGCUGAGUGGCUGAGACAGCAUGGGUUGAAAGGUAACCAACUAAUUUUUUUUUAUUCAAUUAGUGAGUUUUCCGUCCGAGGGUCAUCAAAAAAACUAAAACCAAAGUAAUUGUAACGGUCAUUGAGAAAUUGGAAAAAGUCAUCAGAAGCAUGAGAAACCAAAGGAAAUAGAUUUUCACUUUCUUAAUGCCCUUUGCCUGCCACGCAAGAAAUAAAACAGAUUUUUUUUAUUGACUGCACCUCAAGCUUCAAGCACAGGAAAAAAUUAAGUCACCAUGCCAAAGAUUGUUUUGAGCCAAAGAUCUCCAAAAACUAUUACUUGACUAAAGCCAUCCCUUGAACUGGUCAUUGUUAUCUGUUAUUUAUUAUUCUUCCCUCUUUACAGCCAAGGGACUCAAUCUUUAUCAAGUGUUAGCCCCCAAUUCAUUCUCGUACGUGGAUGGAUACAUUUCUGCCAUCAACAGAAAUGUGCAUUCUCUGGUCUAUGAGAGGGUAUGCUGGUCUCUUUUUAGACUUACGCGUCUUUCAAGGUUUAAAAAAAAAAAACAUAAAAAUUGAACUCAUUUGAACCUGGGUAUAAAUCACAUUACAAUAUUCCACGAGACUUGUUUCGCUGUGGAGGUUCACGUUUGGAAGUUUUUUCUCGCGAUGUUUGUUUUGUAUUUUUGGAUCAAUAUAUCUUUCGGAAGAAAAAAAAAACCGAAGCCUUUUCAUUUUAUAUGUUUUUAUUACUUAAUAUACAGAGUAUGGCACAGUUUAAAUGGCAUGAUGGAUCUGUGAAGAAUGUGCAUGUCGAUCCAACGUUGCUUUUUGAUUAUCAGGUUUGUUGAUGCCUUUGUUACUCUUCCGUCAGUUUUUUUUUUUUUUCAGAUAUUUUUGUUAUGCCUAAUUUUCCCCUUAGUUUAGAGCGGACUGAUACAACAUUCAGAUUAUUGCAGAAAAUAGCAGAUUUCAUUUGUCUGUGAUAAAAGUUAAAUUGAAAUUGAAUCAAGAGACAGAAAUCAUUUGUUUUUUGGCUGUUUGUUUGUUUUUACAGCGUCACUUGGAAUCUGCCGUUCACCUGUACAAAAGACGCGUUGAUUGGCUUUCGGUUGGUUGCAGAAGAAUAUUUGGAACAGUUGUGGAAAAGAGGUAAUUUCAGUUUCAAAUUGUCUAGCUGGAGCACAAAACUUUACUGCCUAGGAAGAACACUCUCGCAAAUACCUCUGUGAUACACAAUACUCCUGAUGCAGACGACAUUUGACCAUUUUGAGAGCAAGCCUGAAAGAGUCUUCACCAACUGCAAAGUGGCUCCAACACAAAUGCCUCUAGUUCAGAUAUAAAUAUACAUACAUACAUAAACAGCUCAAAGAAUGAAUCUGAUAAAUAUUCAUCUGCUUAUGUGUUAGCAAAUUCCAUCGUUAUUUUGUGAGUUUCAGGAGAUAUCUAUAGCCUAAACAGCACAUAAUUGCCUUGUUCAGGAGCGUAGCUAGAAGGGGAUAGAUACCUCAAGGGUUAAAAUUCCUUGCUUCAAGCAUUUUCUCAUUUCUUGCAGGGUUAUUGUGUUGUUGGACAUGUCAAUAUGUAUGUCGCCAGCUGUUCCUAAGCUUCAAGAUCACCUCAGACUUUUACUUGAACAACAAAUGGCCAACAAGACCUCCUACAACUUUAUUUGGUAAUGGAACGUUUAAAUCAAGAUUUAUUUCCACCGUAAAUGUGUUUUUACUCAAAGAGGAACGCUCUUACAAGAUUUUAGACAUGUCUGCAGAAUUGAAUAAUUACAUUUACAAAGUUGGCUGUUGAUUCCCUUACUUGUCCUUUGGAUUUUUCCUCGAACUUAAGGAAACCUUUUACAUUAUUUAUCUCUUUUCCUAAAAAAUCAACGCUAUCCAAAAUGGAACGUGAUAUUGUACAGUGUACUUUGUGCUGAAACGCUGUCUAACUCAAAUAAAUAAAAAUAGUACGGUGUAGAAAUUUAUAGUGCAUUAUUCAGAUGGCAUUACUUUUUGCCCGAUGUGUUAAUUUUAAAGUUUUUGCUGAGGAGUAUGGGGUAGGAAAGGAGCUUGCUAGAUGAGAGGGAGGGGGGCUUAGCAGAAAAUUACAGCCUUGGGAAUAUAUCGAAAAGUAUUUAUAAUUGAGGCUUGCUUCAUUGUUCGAAAAAUGUCGUAUUUUAUUUCAGUUUUGGUGAUAAGACUGAGAUGUUUCGCCCCGUCAUGGUAGAACCAUCUCCUGAGUAUCUUGAGGCGACUUGGAAGUAAGUCGUUUUUAUGUUAACUUAUGUUAAAGAUUUACCACGAGCGUUGUGGAAAGAGACAUGGAAAUUCCCUUUCCUCCAAGAAUUUGAUGCUCUACUACUGAGCGACAGAGAACUUUGGAUGUAACAUGCAAAAUACAACAAAUCAUUUUAUACUCGGAGAUAUUUACCAAAGCACUAGUUGCAUGAACAGAUUUUUGACAACGGUAAGAUUUCGUGUGAUUGUGUGACUGUACUGAAGUUGAAGAAUCUACUGUUUCUGUCAGAAAGAAAGGUAGCAUUUGGCAAAUUUGAUUAGGCUAACAAGAAAGAAAACGUUUCAUUCCGAUGGAGCAAAAGUUAACCCGUAAGUGUAUUUUUGUCAAAUGAUGUAAUCAUUUUACCUGUAGGUGGCUUCUUCGGAGAGGUUGUACUGGAAGCAGAAACUUUUUGGAUGCUUUUAGGAAAGCUGUGGAAAAUGAAGAGGAAAAGGCUCGUGGUAUUGGUAAGAAAAAAAAGUUACUUCUUAAUGUGAAAGUGUCACCACAGUCUAAUUUGAGGUUGCCGAUUUUCUUAUAACGCUUUUUUCCUUUAGAAGUUGAAGGGAUUUAUGUAAUAACAAGUGGAGUCCCGGAUGAACCAAAGGUAGGGAAAAUUUUAAAGUAGAUGUAAAGCCACAAAACUGUCUAAAGCGCGGGAAAAUGCGGGCGACCAAGCUGCCCGCGCCAAGUUUUUAGUUCUGCAUUUGAUUGGUUGAGAGGAUGUUUCGAGUUUUCUGGACCAAUCACAGUGCAAAGUUAAGUAAAAGCACCGCAAUCCUGGAUUACUUUCGACAUUCAAUUGAAAACUGCGUUCUACAGAACUUACUUCUACAGAAAUUGCAAUUAGUACUCCUUAUAAAUGCGUCCUUUUUACUCAAAAGAACAGAAAUACCUAGUGCGACUCUGCCCUCAUGUUUUUAUUCACCACAUGAUGAUCGUUAACUCCUGUCACUGUAGACUUUGUCACACUAAGGCUUGGCAAUUUUUUUUUCGCUCUUCUCAGGAGGUAGUCUGUGGGUUUUUACGUGAAGCUUUAGCCGGCUCCGACACAGCAGUGCAUACUAUUUUCUAUGAGGUGGAUGACGAAGAUGGCUUGAUAGCAAUACCUGGAAAGUACGCCGACAGAGGAAAGACCGCUGAGUGCUUGAGACAGAUGGCUCAUGCUGUCAAUGGCCGGUUCCACUGGUAUAGGAGUGGAGGUGAAUUUACCAAUGCUUUUUCUUAGUUCUUGUCUUUAGAUUUACUACGCCAAGGGAAUUUCGGCCUUCCGUUCUUUCCAAUUUCAUCCAGCUUAGGUACAUCUACCCCAGUGCUUUCCAUAACAUAAGGACUGACAUGACAUCAAAUCUUUAUCCCUUGACUAACUGAUCGUCUUACCCCUAACUCUCUUGUUGAAAUUAUCGUACCCUUUGUUUGGUCUAGGGAAACUCGCGCCACCUCUUCCGACCAGUCAGGUGAAAAACUUAAUCCAAUCGCGACUCGGUCAGACGCGUCAGUUUUCCCGCGCUUUUUGACAUUAACAUGCAUUUGCUUCGGUGCGAUAUCAUUGGCUAUUGGUAAUACCUGCACUUCGUUCUAAUUGGCCGUGUUAUUGGUGAUUUCUUUAGUCUUGGUUUGGCGACAUGAAUUUGAUUUUGUUAUCACACAGAAGGCCUGGUUCGAUAUUCUCAACUCAGAAGGAACUUGUUGAUGGUCUCAGCAAGUAAAUAGCAUGAAGCAAAAUCUCAGCAGAGGUGUUGUUGAUAAAUUUCCAAGCUCAACUGUAAUGUUAUAGAGGUUUUAUAAUGUUCAUCGUUACUCUCUACUUUUUUCAGCAAUUGUCGAAAGUGAUGAUCUUGGGGCUGUGUUAAAUGAAAUGGAUAAAGCUUUCAAUUACUCUCAGAAAGUAAGUAAUGUUCCCAUCUCGUUUUACACAUUUUUACUCCGCGUUUAAUUCGAAUUUACCCCGUAUUUCUUGGUAGAUAAGUUGAGGAAAAGCUGUCAGGUUUCUUUCCUUUUAAGUUUUUUUUUUCAAAAAAAUAUCAUGCCAGAUUUUCACUUAGACGUGUUCAAUACAAAGCUUUACAAAAAAAACCUUUGCCAAAGAAAUUGAAAACAGCUUCUGGGAGAAUUGUUCUUAAGCAAGGUUCACUGACAGGUGUCAUAAAUGCUGUGACUUAUCCACAGGAAAUAGCCAAAAAUCAGAUCUUGAAAGGGACAGUUGUUAAAGUUGAAAAAAUUGUAGAUGUACGCGGUUUACUUCAGUUUUAACUUGAUUCAAUGUCGAACGAUCUGAGGGAAUAUUUAAGUCGGAACCCCCCGGAAUCGGAUGAGGUUAUCGUAAUCUACUAGCAUUGAAUAGCCUGAUCUUGAGUAAUACUUCUUUUCAGAUUUCCAUUCUCUUGGAAACAGUUAGAAAAAAAAAACCAGUGGCGCAAGUGGUAUGUUUGUCCAACUUUACGUCUAGAGGAUUUAUGAUUAUUAUAUUAACUCUUUCUCUCCCAAGAUCAAUAUUCCGCGCUGUCUACCAGUCACUUCUUACAAAUUUUGCUCUGAGAAUAUUGUGUUAAAUCAAACAAUAUCCCCUUGUUUGACAUCAUCCUUUCUUCUCGUCACCUUUGCUCUUGAAAGUGUAUUGAUCUUGUAAGGAGAAAUUCCAUUUUCGUCACUCGCAUGUGUGGAAAGGUUCAAAUUCCUCAAUUACAAGGGCCUUCCAAGAGGAGCUUAAGUAUUUGUUUAUCUCUCUCUCUCUCUCUCUCCACUUUCUCUUUCAGAUUGGCGACUCAAAUGAUGGUGAAAAUCAACUUGUUCCCAGGCCGCCAUCUGCUGGCAAGUCCCGAUUACCACUGACCCCACCUAGACAUACUGCACUAACCAAGGCUCGAAUGGUACGAUUUCUUGUUUAUUCUCUGUCAAGAUGGUCGCCUAGGGGACCUUUUAUCAUUCGAAAGUUGAUGGGUUUUUCUGAGUGACAAAAGCGUUUUUGAGAGAACCGAGGACAAGUGAUUUAAGUGGAAUCAUAUCAGAAUAUUGAAAGGCCCUGACACAACUGUUAGUCUCUUAAUACUGACAUUAGAUUUCUUUUGUUAAAUAAGACGUUACACCUUCAAAUUUUUACCAGGAGUAUGUGGGUGUCUUGAUACUUUUGCCACCUAGAAACUGAUUCAGAAUCCCUUGUUGUAAUGCUGUUAUAGGAAGUGAGGGAUGCUGAACUAGUGGAGGGUAUUGUAGAGAGAUUAAAACGAAAUUUAAAGGACAGCCUGCUACUAGGACUUAAAAGUGGUCCUUGGAAAGUAGCUACUGUAAAGCUAGGCUAAAAAGUGAAACUUUCACACUACAUUGUAAACAACGCCUUUAUUUCCAGCUUAAAUUUGUAAGUGUUCUUUGCAAAAAAAAAAAAACCAAAAAAAAAUCAAGCUUCUGACACCUCUAAUAAAACAACUAAACGGCGAAGGAAUAAAUGAUUUCUUUAGACUAGUUGAGUUUAAGGUACAUAUUAAAAUCCGUGAUAAGGUGUUCCCAUGGUAUGCAUACAGAUUUAUCGUGAGGUAUGUUAAUUUUAAAGUGUUAUUUUGUAUAAAUUGUUUGGUUUGUUUUUUGUUUAGAAGAAAAAGGGUGGCUGUGCUUUGCCUCCGAUAAAAGCUACAAACGAAGAUCUUGUAAGAACUAGAAAGUUUUUAAGACUGUCGUCUUUCCUUCCUUCUGUUUCUCUCUCGCUGCUAUUAAAAUCACAAAUGUAUUAUCCAUCUAGUUUGUAAAUCCACUUUAACUUUUUCGAUUUGACACGGAUGUAAAUUGUUAGGCAAAACUAAAAAGCUUUAGACAAAUCUCGAGAAUGAAUGAAUUAGAUUGUAAAAUGAAAAAAACUGGAGUUUGAUGCGGAAAGAUAAAGCUGAAGGUUGCUUAUGACUUUAAAAAUAUUAAAUUUUUACCUAAGAAAUUAAUUCGACAUAUGUUUCUCCCACGCAUGUAACAUGCGAAGUUCUACCCACACACGUCCUAAUUUUUUCUCCUCUCAAACGCCUCAAGGGAUUUUAUCUAAUGAGUUUCUCAAAAAAAUUUCCGUCUAAUGAAACCUUUUUUAAGAGUAGAGGUUUCUGGUCAACGUUCUUUACACAUGUAAUUGUUUUCACCAAAAGUCGUAAACAUGUUUGUGUCAGAGAACUCAUGGUCACAAACUUAGUCACAUGCAUAUUCCUGUUUUCAGAGUAUUCGUCCCCAGACGGCGGGCUCUAGUCGACCCAGUUCCUCAACAAGUGGUAAAAAGGCCAGGCCACAAAGUGCAUCAUCUCAAACUAAGGAAUCGACGUUGAAGGCCCUACAGUGGAAACCUCCCACAGUGAACAGUACUACCUCUCUUAUACCUGCACGUGAGUGAGGGAUUAACUCCUAGAAGUGAUUAACACGUAACUUCUCCCCACAUAAUAUCCAUACAUUAUCCAAUAAACAGGUAAUGAGAAUACUCAACUUAAAAGGAAGAAGUCGUUAUCUUGAUCUAACACCAACUAAUAUGCAGGGAAAUGUAUAGCAUGUGGAUGACUGAGGUGCGUUUUGUUGUACUUUGCUUCUGAUUGGUUGAGAGGAUGGCGCGAGUUUUCUGAACCAAUCACAAGGCACAAUAAAACAAAACCAAUGUAAUCCUGGUUUACGUUAAGUUUUGCAAAUUGCAUCUAACGACCCCGAUCUUAACAUAUGACCCGUACCUCGCUUGAUAGAAUCUUUUCCCUGUCUUCUGCAGCUCCUCCAGCUAAAAGUGUUGUCAAAGAGAGAAGACCGUGGUCAGGUGGCGUUAAACCGGUUCAGCAGGCUUUUUACACCGAAUGGAAAAAUGAAACAGGUUUGUUUUGUAAUCGAUGGUGUAAUUAAGAAAAUUGUUUCAAAGAUAAUGAAUAAAUAUCACGCUUUCUUUAUUCUGUUAUAACUCGUUACCAGGCUCAGUCGCAUUCUCAGGCUCUUUCAGUUUGGCUCUACGUUCCCCUAAUUCCCCCCCCCCUUCCCUCUUCUUGGAGCGAGAGAGGGCUCCCUUGGGGUAGAAUAAGGCAGACAGGGUUUAUGUACGUCAUCAAAACACAUGUCUUGUUCUUUCACACAGGUGCAGUUUUCACUCAGUAUCCUUCCAAAAAGAAAGUCAGACGACCGAUCAAGCAUCCAUUUAUACCCGACAAAGAGGAAAGCGUUAGCACCAGAGAGGUAGAAAUUCAUAUCUGUGGCUUUUUCUGUUAUCUCUUUAUGCAAAGGCAACUUUGAGCAAAGGAAAGCGGUCGGCGAGGCAAGAAAGUCAAGUGCAACUCAGCGGGCCUUACUCCCACCCUCUUCCUUCCCCUCCCCCCUUCCCUUAGUGAGUGCGUCAUUGAUUUGAUAUCCUCGCAGACCGGCUUAUCUUUCUAGCUCCAGUCGCACCAUUUCUUCCAUUUCUUUCUGUCUUAAUGGCAAUCGAGAGCCUGCAUGUGCACACACUCGCGAUCACACAGAAUUCUUAAGUAUCUUUGCCUUAAUUUUCAGUGGAUGCGUCAUUAUAGCCUCUCAAAGCUUAAGUUGGACCUUAAUAACAUUGUGGGAACUGCGGAAUGUUCACACGCGAAAGGAAAAGUGUCAUCUCUGGGACAGUCAGUAACUGCAAGGUAAGUGAAUGAAAUGUGAAACUUGUAUGCGUCAUUUACACUAUUCAACCGUCAAAACUUCAACAUUAGUUGGUUUCUUUCAGUUAACCCUAAGUAAUAGGAUUCACUGAUUUCUAUUCGGAUGCGACUGAUUAGCCCGGCGUGCGCGAGCGAGAAGUCGCGCGUGAGAUACUGAUGCCGCUCUCUUUACAGCGUGUCUGGCUUCUCCCGCGCCUUCCGCGCAUUUUGGUCGCCUGCUACGCAAGAUAUUGAAGCGAGGACAGUUGUUGUGGGUCUGGAAAGGUGAUCCUCAGUGACAAUUCUAGAAAAGAAACUAUUUUACGAGAAACAUUUUAAUAAUCCUUAGGAGAGUAUUCCUCAGCAAACAUAAUCUAGGAGUCAUAUACACUGAGUGUAGCGCCACAUCAAAUUACUUGAAUUUAUCGUUUGUUUCCAAUCAUUUUUCAGAUACUGCAACAUUUUCCCAAGCGUAGAAGUUAAGGUAAUGUAUUUUUGGUUUUACCAUCUUGUCCUACUGAUAUCCAGCUCACAGUAUUACUUUACUGCGGUUCUCAUUUUCACUUUUCUGAGGUUUUAAAAAAUAUGGCUGUUUUACCUUUUAAAGAGUACGGAUUUUAAGUAUCUGCGGGAUGUAAUCCUCGUCAAAGUUUAAGCUCUAUGCUAGCAGAAAAACAGGAUGUUUUUUGUUUGGGUUUUGGUGAUUUGUCCUUUUUUAUAAGAAUGCAAGAAUAGUUGUUCUUUGAAAGAUUACGAAGAGAACAACAGUAAGACAUUAACCUGAGUGUGUAUCAAGGCAUUAAUUUAGGAAAAAACUGUUGACAUAAUUUUUCAGGGAGUUGUGAAACAUCUCCAUCUGCUACCGCACGAAUUAGAAGAUUAUGAGGAUCAAGUGGAAAAGGUUUUAAGAAGAUACGUGAAAAGACUGCAGUGGUUACUGAGCGGUAAUUUUAACUUUUUAUUUAUUUAUUUAUCGUAUAAGCGACUGUAGGAAGUUUUGAUCGAACUACAGUUAGUUGUAUGAAAAUUUCCACCUGUCUUAGUGCCGAAAGCUAGUUUAAAUUGGUGGAUUAGGCAUAUCGUCUCCUUAGGCGUGGAAGUCUAAGUAAAGCCUGUUACAGGGGUUUCAUUAGUGUUAUACAACUCUCAAACAAAACUGACGGUAAAGCAGGAAGGAUUUUACCAGCCUUAAUUCGCGUCCCUUUAUUAGCGCUACAGCGUCGCUGGUUGUUGACUGAACCAAUGAAACAGCCUAUAUAUGUUGACCAAUGAAACGAAAACUCUGUCACUGCAACCUCCCUCUAUUAAUAGUUGUAAGAGUUUUUUGUUUUGUUUUGUUUUAAUUUUAGUCCAAAAUGUAUUUCUCUUUUUUGUCACCAGGUAGUAAACGUGUGUUUGGCACAAUAGUCGAGAAAAAUGUAAGUAAGCGGCCGAAGCACAGCCAACUAUUUUUUUUUUCUGCUACCUUUCCUUUAUCUCCUUCAUCCACGUUUCACUGCCCAUUGCACGUUUCGUUUAUACCUUCACACCCUAACAUCAGUAUCCAUAUUCCCCAUACUCUAUGCUAUGCAUUUUCUUUGGUACUGAUCGGGAGAAUUCGUUUCAUAAUCGAAGAUUAUUAGGUUUGCGAUCAUUUCUGUCAUUCUCAUGAUCGUUAUGAAUGAGUCACCAAUAUUACUGUAAGGAGAAAUUAGAUGCCGAUCUCUCUUAGGGUUCAACGGAUGAAGGGAAAACAGUCUUUCAGGUCGUUGGCCAUUCUUACCGGACUUGUGGCCUCAUUUUGUUGUUGUUGUUGUUGCUUAUUUGUUAAUUUUUUUAAUGUUACGUUAUUUAUUUCUCAGGUGGUGGUGUUGAUCGACACUUCAGGCUCCAUGGUCAGCAGCAUGGAUGAACUGAAACGAGAGCUGGUUGCGCUUGUCUGGGACCAGAUUAGACACCAGGCUACAAAGUAUGUUAACAAAACCGACGAUCGUGUUACGCACGUUAAAAAAAAACCUCGAGCUGAAUUGUUUUGAUAGGGAUGUAAACUAUUUUGAGAUUAAGGAGGUGUUUGCCUCGGAUUAAUUUGCUCUCGAUGUGCAUCUCUUUAGUUGUCAUUCAUUUAACAAUAUGUUUCGCCUUCAUUGUAGGUUUAAUCUCAUUCGGUUUGCCUCUGAAGUGGUGUCAUGGAAACCAAGCUUAAUGUCAACGUCAGAUGACAGCUGUCAAGAUGCUGUUGAAUGGGUUUCUGACUUUGACGCCAAUGGUAGCACGAGUACAUUACAAGCCCUUCAGGUUUGAUGAUUGGUUUUGUAGUUAAUCUCUUUUGUGUUUACUGCUUUGGAAGCAAUACUAAGCCGUUUUAAUUCCGCCCUUUUACCGUACUCGUCUUUUCCAUAUCAGUUAUCUUUAUUUAUGUGUGUGGUUAGAUAGGCCCGCCGCUGGGAGUAAACAAACGCUGGGAAGAGAGUGGUGACUUCUAAGGAUCUGAAUGAGUGUUUCCUAGAUUCUUAUCUUAGCCCACAUUUCUUUUUCUUUCAGAUGGCAUUUGAGGAUCCAGACGUUCAAGGGAUAUACCUACUGACUGAUGGAAAACCAGUUAGUUUAUGGUUUAUUAUGCCGCAGAACUUAAGAGCAGUGCCCAGAAUCGUCUUAUUUUCGAAGCAAUGCGCUUGUGCACACUCAUUAGAUCUUCUGGAAGUUCCCAUUUUGCUGUAAUUUCCAAUGAAAAUUUAACAAGGUAAACGAGAGAAUGGUUUUGCUUUUAAUAUUUUGACACAUCGUCUCAUUCUGUUGUAGGAUAACAGUACGACUAUGGUACUAAGAGAGGUGGCAAAGUUGAACUCAGGAAGGAAUGUGCGUGUUCACUGUAUUUCAUUCAACUGUGACGAUAGGUGAGUUGGUACUGUUUUUGUUUAAGUUGGAUUUUUACCGUAACUCUAAAGUUUACAAUGUAAAUGGAAAUGAAGCAAAGUCUAUGUACACCAAAUCACUCUCACGAAUUUAUUUAAAAUUCUCUCUCCGUCCACUGUUCUUUUUUUUUUUUUACCAUUUAGUGUGGCGAACAAGUUUCUUCAGCUUUUGGCCUCCCAGACAGGCGGAAGGUAAGUCCUCUAUAAUAAGUUAGAGCAAAUGUGAUCACUGGUUAGUGCAGACUGAUAACCUGCCUGACCGGUUUCCUGUUUUGUAGAUAUCACCGUUGUCAAGGUGAUCCGGAUGGACACAUGUUCACUCACAGACUCCUCGCAGAAGGAGUCUUCCGUGAAGACGAGGUAAGACCACUUGUCGACCCACAUCUUGCUGUUGUUGUUUAAAAGUUCUACCCGUUAUUUUUCAUACAGUAAAAUCUUUUUUGUAUGGUAAUCUCUCGGCUGUCAGCUCCUUGUAGAUUGGAUGCUAAGCACUUGAGGGUAUCCACCAUCCCAGAGUUUCAACCCCUGAUGAGAUAGAGGCACUGUAUGAUUUAGGUGUUUUAUCCACAGACAUAACACAAUAAACUCAGUCAUGUCAUUAUAUCCAAAGUCCAAGGUGUCAAACUUCACACCACUACAUAACCCCACUUUCAGUGACGUAGACGAAUAAAAAACACCAUGAACCUCAUGAUCAUCUUGUAAUGAAUAAACUUUUUUUUCGUUCUUAUUAACUGAUGAAGAAUGUAUUUGUCCAUUCAGCCUCUGAGCAUGCCUGUAUUUGAGGGAGACGACCUUCGCAGACUAGCAAGUGAAAUUGCUCUUUGUAGGAAGUUCCUGUUGCAGUCCAGAUCAUACAGGUAAACGCAAGUGGUUAGCGAAUGAAAUGAUACUCUAUUCCUUUUUUUUAACAACUCUAAUCAUUCAAUAAACACCUUUCCGAUUUUUCUCUAAGAACGGACGGUAGCGAAGUAAGCUCGCAACGUCGUUUGGUAUCGAAAUAAUUUUUUCCCAAUAUAUUCAUUUCAACUGAAGUAAACGACUUCUUGCAUUACGAUGCUUAUGAAAAUGUUGUGGUUCGAUUUUGUCUUUGCUUUGGGUACAUUUUUUUCGUUUACUUGUGUGGCUUACCCAAGUGCACCUUAAGUAAUUUUAAUCAAUGUUCUCUCCUUAUUGCAGGGCGUUGUUCCCCGAGAACACGAAACAAGGCCGGUCUGAAAAAUUGAAUGGUGGUGAGUGAAAAGAGCUCUUUAUUUGGAGCCUUUUCAUUCUUCUUUGUUCGAAAAAUUUCCCGAGGCUUGUAACAUCUCUUAACGAGUUUCUGAAUGAAGCUGUAACACCCUAUAGAGCCGGAUUGGAACCCCUAAGGCAGCGAUUUUUAACUUGCUGUGGUAAUAUCGAGUUCUAAAGGCCUGAACCUCUCAGUGUAGAACUUAAGUUUCUAAUACACCCCCCCAUCCCUAAUAAACUUCCUUCCGUUCUGGAAUCCCUGGCUCAUCAGAGCGGGGGAAGGAUGAAAUCACAUUCUUUUCAUUUUAUUGUUGCAGGACAAUCACUGACACAACCACGAAAUUCCAGAUCACAAGUUGGAGUGGCCACUAGAUAGAAAUAUUGGUGAAACGAGCGUUCAAAGAGUGUUAAGAGGACAUACAAAGUGUGUACAUACUAAAUUGUUUUAUCGAGAAGAUAUAGUACAGUAUUUAGUCCGAACUUAGGUGCAACAGAUAAUCGAGUGGUCUGAUCGCACGGAUGAGUGAAGUCCUGAAAAAGACUGUUGCUGCAGUGUUUGACGUCUCCACAGCCUCAGCGGAUCAGUCUCAAGUACGGGGCGGGGUUAACUCUGAGAAAGCAGUCUUCUUUAUUCUCACCCGGAAGAUCAUACUGCACGAUCAAAAAGGAAAUGAUCACCAACUAAAGAAACUCUUGAUUGUUAGACAAAUUCUCCUUGUUAGUAGCACCAAAUGUAUAGAGAUUAAUAUGGAGAACUUGCAUACUGAAGUUAGGGUGUAAAGUUUUAUUGAAAACUCACGUAUUGGACGACGAUAUGACAGGCAGUACAGAGUGUUAAAAUAUGUAGCUGUAUUGAUUCUGUGGCGCAAUUGUAUAUUGCCUGAUGUGUAAAUAUUUUCUAAAGAAACACUUUUGAUGCUUUUGUAAAGAUAGCGAUUGCUCGACUCUCUAAGAUAAUUAACCUUAAAAAGCAAGACAGUUUUGUUACGUUGUAGCGAAAUUGUAUAAGGUGUAGGACUCUUUGAUACAAACUUCACGAGAAUUAACAGGU